Molecule: messenger RNA, 72 nt
Organism: Staurois parvus
Lineage: Eukaryota; Metazoa; Chordata; Amphibia; Anura; Ranidae
Source: the annotation of a GenBank genome assembly
AUGAGUUUGUUCUUCGGUAGUGGGUUUACUGCCCCCUUCCUGAUCGUCAGGCAUCAGCUUCUGAAAAAAUAA